This is a messenger RNA of Syngnathus typhle (broad-nosed pipefish), 2005 nucleotides long. It is a transcript of the gene stpg2, whose product is annotated as sperm-tail PG-rich repeat containing 2. The record is from RefSeq and is a predicted model, not a curated record. Lineage: Eukaryota; Metazoa; Chordata; Actinopteri; Syngnathiformes; Syngnathidae.
AUGGCACUAAAGCCUGCGCCUAACUUUAAACACGUCCUGCCAAAAAGUGAGACCUCGGUCACAGUAGGUACUGGAUCUUACAACUUCAAUUCAAGAUACGACCCGGUGUCUGAUGUCUAUGCUCCGUUUUUGUCCUUGGCGAGCAGACUACCAUUGAUCAAUGAUUCCAGUCUAAUAGUCCCAGGACCCGGGCACUAUGACACUCCAGCUGUAAAGCAAAAUGUCCAUGGUGGUUGCAGUCUUCAGCGCUUUGAGGAACUGUCGUGUGAGGGUCCGGGCCCCGGGGCCUAUGAUGUUGCGCCGCCAGCUACCAUCAGCCACAAUCAGAUGAGGACCCAUGGCAAAAGAGUGGCGCAUCCUGCUAAAAGUUUGCAGCAUUGGGUCGCUAGCCAGUACGUUGUGCCAUCCAUUCCCUCCCGGGGUGAGUCCUGUGGCUACGAGGAGGGCGCCCUGGGCUUGAGCCUCCGGACAGAGACACGAGCCUGGGCCCGGCCUACUCCAACCCUUGCUGAGAAGAUUCAUAAGUACAAAGGCAUUCACUUUGGCAAAAUGACAGGCAGGAGAAGCCAGGCGACGAAGGACAAAGUGCCGGCGCCAGGCCACUACUACCCUGAGAUGAAAGAGCAGAGGGUCAAGGCGGAGCUUGUCAUUCCUCGAUACCACCAACUGCUGCCCCAGCAGGAGUACAAGAAGAGGUUCAAGCCUGCCAAGCAAGAGUCGCCCCCUGUGGGUGCCUAUAAUGACCCCCGCUGCGCCAUCCAAACGGCUUACGGGGCGACGGGCGUGCCCAAAAGCCCGUUUGGUGUCACAGCCGAGCGUUUCCCGCCUAACCGCAACGGAGGUUCCACACCAGGUCCUGGCUCGCACAAUCUCCUAGACUUGGGUUUGGCCCAGGAGAGUUUGAAGCGGGCACUUUCAGAGCGAGCCAAGAAAGGAGGCUUUGGCUCCACUGCUAAACGCAGCAGCAUUUUCCUCAACAAGGAGUCCGUACAAGGACCCAGCCCAGGAGAUGACCAGGUGGAAAAGCGUCCAGAGGAGCUUUACAGAAAGCAGCACACGGCCGCAUUCAGAUCAGCCACACAGCGCCUGGCAUCCUCACUUGUGGCCAAAGAUUCUCCUCCACCCAAUGCAUACAACGUCAACAAGACACCGAACGGGACGAGUGGACACGUUGCAACUCUGAGUCAAGAAGCCAGAAGACGACAAAGCAGCUUCCUGUCCGCGGCACCGCGCCAUACAGAUUCCUUUCUAUGCAAUGUGCAUACUGGACCAGGUCCAGGAGAGUAUAACCCUGUGAGAUCCUCGCCUCCAAUGUCUCUAAUGGCCUCGAGAGAAGAACGCUUCAAAGAGACCACCAAUAGCAACCCAGGACCUGCCGCUUACCAGCUGAGUCCGGGCAUGAUGAACGCAGUGUUGAAGAGAAACCUUCAACGCCACCCUCAACAAUCCUCUCGCCUAGCUGCCCAUCCUCUGCCGGAGCGCAAGGCCCGUCGAUGCUGUUCCUCGCCAUACCGUCGUCGCCGCCAGCAGUAUGUCUUAAGCCGGCAUCCACGUGCGUCUCAGACAUCAGUCAUACUUCGCCGGGCCUCGGUCAGUGACUGCGCAGAGAGACGAGAGGUAAUUGAAUUUCUCUCCUGGAGUGACUCGCAUCAGCGCAGACAAUUCUGACAUAGCCAGGCGUGACGUAAUAGACCGGAGGAGGCCAUCACAUCAUCUUAGAAGUGCAAUUAACUACAGAGGAAGUACUGGCAUAAUUGAAGCCUGGAGAAGAAGAAGAAGUGGUCUCCUCCUUAGGUGAGAGCAGAUGAGGACAUUUCUGUUCCAGCAAGGGUCAAGUGGAGCCGGCUGAUGUGAAGAUGAAACACUUCUGGGGCAGGGAUAUGGUAAGGUGAUAAUCUUCGCAUGGCCUCACUGCACUCCAUCUGACUAUUCUGGACUGUGCGACAUAUUUCUUUUUAACACCAUGCGCCUCUAUUACUAACCUGAGCAAAGUGGGGCCGGGGGG